Messenger RNA from Mercenaria mercenaria, 3812 nucleotides. RefSeq names its product kelch domain-containing protein 1-like. The transcript is spliced from 9 exons. Lineage: Eukaryota; Metazoa; Mollusca; Bivalvia; Venerida; Veneridae. The coding region runs from base 72 to 1217 and encodes 381 amino acids. The record is from RefSeq and is a predicted model, not a curated record. Gene Ontology annotation, molecular function: protein binding.
UUUCAGUGAACUUUACUUUUACUUUAGCACCGCUUAUAAAACCGCGGGAAACACAGAAAACGGAAAAAAAGAUGGGUAAUCAAGGGAGUAGCAGUCAGGUGCUUGGAGAAAAACUCCACAACAAUAUUUCUGUGUCUUGGAAGAAAGUAACCCCCUGCGGGUUUCCACUGCGUGAGGGACAGUGUGCAUGUUGCCAUGGUAACAGUCUGUAUGUAUUUGGUGGAGUUAUCCAGGAUGGUGAUAAUCACAUGGAAAGCAAUGAUUUGUUAAAGUUCAAUGUAGUUGAUCAUACAUGGACUUUAAUUGAUGCUAAGGGAAAACUUCCAGAUCCUAGAUCUGCAGCUAGUUUAGUGUCGGUUGGUAACAAGCUUUACCUCUUUGGUGGCCUGAAUCAGGACAGUGGAUGGCAGGACAGCCUUUAUGUUUUUGAUACUGACAACAAUACAUGGUCAGAGUUAGAGGGUGAAGGUAACAAACCAAGCGCGAGAGACAAGUUACAGGGAUCUGUAGUGGACUCAUGUAUAUACUAUUUUGGAGGGUUUGGACCACAGUUUACAGGAGAUGAGGAAGACUGGGAAGAUAUGGACGACGAAGAUGAUGAUGACGUUAUAGAGGAAGCCAGAACUCAACAGGCAGCUCAGUUUGGCUGGUUCAAUGAUCUAUACUGUUUUGAUACAGCUACAAGUAAAUGGUCACAACCAAUGCAAAUGAAUCUUGGUGUGCCAACAGCACGUGCAGCACAUGGUAUGUGCACAGUGGGGCAUGACCUUGUUAUAUUUGGAGGUAGAGAUACAGAGAAACGGACCAAUGAUCUUCAUAUUUUCAAUGUUGAUACAAGAAAAUGGGAUCUAGAGAUGGAGGUGAAAGGUCAGUGGCCGGCUGCAAGGUCAUUUCACACAACAACAGGUGUUGGUAAAAGAGUGGUUGUUAUGGGAGGCAGAGGACAGGAUAAUAACCAUCUUGCUGACUUUCAUAUAUUUGAUACUGAAACUAAGGAAUGGCUACAACCCAAUGUGUCUGGGGAUAUACCAGAAGCAAGGGGGCAGCACUCUGUUGCAGUUGUUGGAGACCAGCUGGUACUGUAUGGUGGAUCCUCAAAAUUUAGUCCAGAAAUAAUGAUGUGCCAAAAGUUCCAUGGAGAUACUUAUGUUUUACAAAUAGCUGAUGUACUGAAAGGCAAGGCAGAACCAGUAGAUACUAAUGGUACAGGCUCCUGAUACCAACAUUUACUGUAAUACUCUCAUGCCAAGACCAUUCAUAAAGAUAUAAAGAGAUUUUUACCAGUGAGAUUUUUAAGUAGUUGUUAGGGUGAUCAUAAUUUCUUCAUACAUACACUGGAUAAUAAUCUAUGAUGACUAAAUACAUGUAUUAACAAUGAAGUGUUGAUGUAAUUUUAGUGGGACAAAUAAUGCAUUUACAUCUGCAUUUGAAGUACAAAGUAAUGGAAGAAAGGAAAUAUUUGACACACGUACAUGAUCCAAGUAAAAAAGCUGUAGACAAGGUCUUCAAAAGUGAUACGAAAAUAAUUGUACGAACUAAAUGGCAUCAUAUUGUUCUCUUCUAUUAAUAAUUCAAGGAUAUACUGGUGCUGUGAAAUCUUUAAUGAUCUUAGGGUUUAAUUUUGUGAAUUUGGAGAUUGUAUGAAUCCAUGAAAAACAUUUAAAAACAUCUGUUUUCAGUUAUUUUAUUGAAUAUAUACAUCUUCAUUUCGACAUGAAAUAAGUUUGAGCUGAAACCAUUAGAUUGCUCACUUGCUUAGCUCAAUAGGGAGAGGGCAAAUAUACGGAUUGCGGGAUCAUGAGUAAGGGUUUGAUCCCUAGCAGUGUGUAUGUUCUCCAUGACGAUUUGAUAAAAGACAUUGUGUCUGAUAUCAUUCGUUCUCCACCUCUAAUUCAUGUGGUAAAGUUGGCAGUUACUUGCGGAAAAUAGGUUUGUACUGGUACAGAUAUGGUUAACUGCCUGCCGUGAUGUAACUGAAAUACUGUUGAAAUGGCGUUAAACCCAAAACGAACAAACACAUACCGGUAUUAAAUUUUAUGCUGAUGAAAAAGAGAUCUUGCACCCUGUAUUUGACUGUCUUUACCAUGGAACAAUAAAUUUAGAUAUAAAACUAAUUAUUAAAGUAAUUGCUUGUUUCAAAAUUAUAAUAAAUGGAAUUUGUUUUUUUUCUAUUUACUUUUAUAAUAUAAGUAUAGUCAAUAAUUAUUGUAUAAUAAAUGCUGUGUAUAGCACAUACCAUUUACUUCUUCUUAUACUAUAAAGUUUCAGUGCAUAAUGUGUAUUGACCACUACACCCUUACCCAUAUGAAAGAAAGCCAGCCAGUACACUAAGUCUAAGAUUAAACAUUAGUUAUGUACAGUAUCUUACUGGUAUAGAAUUUGGACAGUAUCUUACUGGUGUGGAAAUUGGGGAAAUUAUGAUACAAAGGGUACAAUGCAGAUCAAAUUAAACAUUACUAAACAUUAAUUGUAUAAAUAUAUACUUUUUUUGCAAAAAUAAAGGGGUAUAAGUAUAUACUUAUACUGUACAUCUGGUAAUCAACUUUAAUUAUGUCUCCCACCACACAGUGGUGUGGGAGACAUUUUGAUUUACUCCAGUCUGUGUGUGUGUCUGUCUUAAAGCUUGUCCGCACUCUUUAAGUCGAACAUUUCUCAUCCGAUUUUCACCAAACUUGAACAAAAUGUGUUUGACCAUAAGACCUCGGCCAAGUUCGAUAACUAGCCAAAUCGGUCCAGGCGUCUUGGAGUUAUGGGCCUUGAAUUACCAAAAAUCGGUCUUUUUACUCUUGUCCGCACUCUAAUUCGAAUAUUUCUCAUCCAAUCUUCACCAAACUUAAACAAAAUGUGUUUGAACAUGAGACCUCGGCCAAGUUCAAUAACUAGCCAAAUCGGUCCAGGCAUUUUGGAGUUACGGCCCUUGAAUUAUCGAAAAAUUGGCCUUUUUACUCAUGUCCGCACUUUUAAUCAAACAUUUCUCAUCCGAUCUUCACCGAACUUGAACAAAAUGUGGUUGACCAUGAGACCUCGGCCAAGUUCGAUAACUAGCCAAAUCGGUCCAGGCAUUUUAGAGUUACGGCCCUUGAAUUAUCGAAAAAUUGGCCUUUUUACUCAUGUCCGCACUUUUAAUCAAACAUUUCUCAUCAGAUCUUCACCAAACUUGAACAAAAUGUGUUUGACCAUGAGACCUCGGCCAAGUUCGAUAACUAGCCAAAUCGGUCCAGGCAUUUUAGAGUUACGGCCCUUGAAUUACCGAAAAAAUCCGUCUGUUUACUCUUGUCCGCUCUCUAAGUCGAACAUUUCUCAUCCGAUCUUCACCAAACUUGAACAAAAUGUGUUUGGCCAUAAGACCUUACCCAAGUUCGAUAACUAGCCAAUUCCGCCCAGGCACUUUUGAUUUAUGGCCCUUGAAUUACUGAUUGGAUCCUAUCAUCCAGACCAUCUAAUUGGAUCCACACGUCUAAAACAUCUAGAGAAACUAACAUUUUUUCAUAGGGGACAUGCGCUUUUCUCAAAAGCAUCUCUAGUUAUUGUUUGUUUUCAAAUUUACACUUGGUUUUUUAAGCAGUAAAAUGUUAUAGUGACACUCGUAAUUAGCGUGACCGGACAAACUGGCGAUCUACUCCGAAGGUGUUAUAUACCAUGUUUACGGACAAUGGCGAAGAUAAAAAAAAACUGCAUCUAAGUUUACAAAAAUAGAUGACUUUUAUACUAAUAUUCAAACAGGUAAAAUUAUUCUAUUCAAAACUUUCUGCAGGAUAAUAGUUAGGAAUGCAGUUAUUGUCAUAUGUACACAAUAAAUAUAUAUUUCUCUG